This is a messenger RNA of Jaculus jaculus (lesser Egyptian jerboa), 2890 nucleotides long. RefSeq names its product ring finger protein 220 (gene Rnf220). Gene Ontology annotation, molecular function: metal ion binding; ubiquitin protein ligase activity. The transcript is spliced from 15 exons. NCBI's taxonomy places the organism in Eukaryota, Metazoa, Chordata, Mammalia, Rodentia, Dipodidae. The coding region runs from base 209 to 1987 and encodes 592 amino acids. The record is from RefSeq and is a predicted model, not a curated record. Gene Ontology annotation, biological process: protein ubiquitination.
CGCGCGCCCGGGACCUUUCAUGCGCCACACUCCCCGCCGUCCUCCCUCGCUGUCCUGAAAAGUGCCACCGCUUUCCCCGGGAAUUUCCACGGUCUUCAAAGGGCAUGAUUCCCCAGUAAUAUUCCCCACCCUGAUCCAAGGUGCAGGUUGGCCUCCCAUCCAGGGGAGACUGCUUCUUGUGUGACACCAGCCACUGAAAGAGACUCCGAUGGACUUACACCGGGCAGCCUUCAAGAUGGAGAACUCAUCCUACCUUCCCAACCCACUAGCAUCCCCAGCACUGAUGGUCCUGGCAUCCACAGCAGAAGCCAGCCGUGAUGCCUCCAUCCCUUGCCAGCAGCCACGACCCUUUGGCGUACCUGUCUCAGUAGACAAGGAUGUGCAUAUUCCAUUCACCAAUGGCUCCUACACCUUUGCCUCUAUGUACCAUCGGCAAGGUGGGGUGCCAGGCACUUUUGCCAAUCGUGAUUUCCCCCCUUCCUUACUACACCUCCACCCUCAGUUUGCUCCCCCAAAUCUAGAUUGCACCCCAAUUAGUAUGCUGAACCAUAGUGGUGUGGGUGCCUUCCGUCCCUUUGCAUCCACUGAGGACCGGGAGAGCUAUCAGUCGGCCUUUACACCGGCCAAGAGACUUAAGAACUGCCAUGACCCGGAGUCUCCCCACCUGCGUUUCUCUGAUGCAGAUGGUAAGGAAUAUGACUUUGGGACUCAGCUACCAUCUAGCUCCCCUGGUUCACUUAAGGUUGAUGACACUGGAAAGAAGAUCUUUGCUGUCUCUGGUCUCAUCUCUGACCGGGAAGCCUCCUCGAGCCCAGAGGAUCGCAAUGACAGAUGUAAGAAGAAAGCAGUAGCGUUGUUUGACAGCCAAGCCCCAAUCUGCCCCAUCUGCCAAGUCCUGCUGAGGCCCAGUGAGUUGCAGGAACAUAUGGAGCAGGAACUGGAGCAGCUGGCCCAACUGCCUGCCAGCAAGAAUUCACUUCUGAAAGAUGCCAUGGCUCCAGGCACCCCCAAGUCCCUCCUGUUGUCUGCCUCCAUCAAGAGAGAAGGAGAGUCUCCAACAGCAUCGCCACACUCAUCUGCCACUGACGACCUGCACCAUUCAGACAGAUACCAGACCUUCCUGCGAGUGCGAGCCAACCGGCAAACCCGACUGAAUGCUCGGAUUGGGAAAAUGAAACGGAGGAAGCAAGAUGAAGGGCAGGUAUGUCCCCUGUGCAACCGCCCCCUGGCAGGAUCGGAGCAGGAGAUGAGUAGGCAUGUGGAGCAUUGCCUUUCUAAGAGAGAAGGCUCCUGCAUGGCUGAGGAGGAUGCCGUGGACAUCGAGCACGAGAACAGCAAUCGCUUUGAGGAGUAUGAAUGGUGUGGGCAGAAGCGGAUACGGGCCACAACGCUCCUGGAAGGUGGCUUCCGAGGCUCUGGCUUCGUCAUGUGCAGUGGCAAAGAGAACCCCGACAGUGAUGCUGACUUGGAUGUGGAUGGGGAUGACACUCUGGAGUAUGGAAAGCCACAAUACACCGAGGCUGAUGUCAUCCCUUGCACAGGUGAAGAGCCUGGUGAAGCCAAGGAGAGAGAGGCACUCCGAGGCGCAGUCCUAAAUGGUGGGCCUCCCAGCACCCGCAUCACACCUGAGUUCUCUAAAUGGGCCAGUGAUGAGAUGCCAUCCACCAGCAAUGGUGAAAGCAGCAAGCAGGAGGCCAUGCAGAAGACCUGCAAGAACAGUGACAUUGAGAAAAUUACUGAAGAUUCAGCUGUAACCACGUUUGAGGCCCUGAAGGCUCGGGUCAGGGAGCUUGAGAGGCAGCUAUCCCGGGGGGACCGAUACAAAUGCCUCAUCUGCAUGGACUCAUACUCCAUGCCCCUAACGUCAAUUCAGUGUUGGCACGUGCACUGCGAGGAAUGCUGGCUGCGGACCCUGGGUGCCAAGAAGCUCUGCCCUCAGUGCAACACGAUCACAGCGCCUGGAGACCUGCGGAGGAUCUACUUGUGAGCUAGCCACCCAGACAGGCCUUGCCUUGAGCAUCCGCACCUGCCCCAACCUCUGUGACAGUGACCUUCUCCCUUUGUACAUACUUGCACACAGGUUCCCCGUGUACAUACAUACAUAAACACACACCCACACACAUGCGACUCUGGAGCCAGAGUGGAGCAGUCAUGCCCGUUGGCUCCCAACUUGGGGACCAUGCUUAUUCUGGCCUCUGUUUCCAGAGUGGGGCCAGGAGGUGGGGGUGGAGAAUAGCAGGGCCAGGUUCUUGAGAACCAGCCCUCAGACGGACGGACAUGCAAACACCAGACUGAAGCACAUGUAAUAUAGACUGUGUAUGUUUACAAUGUUGUGUAUAAAUGAGACAACUUUGCCCUCCACCCCUUCCCCUUUGGUUGUAUGAUUUUCUUUCUUUCUUUUUUUCUUUUUCUUUUUUUUUUUUAAAAGGAUCCCUGAAAGCAGUGCCCCCUUCAGGGCUGGCUGGGGGCUCGGCCCAUCCAUGUCUUAGGGUGCCUGCCUUUCCUUCUCCCAUGGUGUCCCUUCCCUCUCCCAUGUGCUCGGUGUUCAGUGGUGUACAUUUCUUCUCCCAGACAUGGGGCACAUGCCCCAAGGGAUAGGAUUCUCUCCUUAGUCUUAGCUCAUGGGGCUCUUUAUAAGGAGCUAGGGGCAGAGCAGGAAAUGGGACCGAGCUGAAGCAGAGGCUGAGAUCUGGGUGGCUGAAGGUGCUUCUGGCUGCCCAGCCUUCUGUUGAGAAGCAUUCCUGGGAGUAGAGCUGCUGUUCCCAGGGGAAAGUGUUGUCUUCUCUUGUGGGCCCCAUGGUGUGAUGCUGUGUCUGUAUAUUCUAUACAAAGGUACGUGUCCUUUCCCUUUGUAAACUACAUUUGACAUGGAUUAAACCAAUGUAAACCA